Molecule: messenger RNA, 2067 nt
Organism: Lachancea meyersii CBS 8951
Lineage: Eukaryota; Fungi; Ascomycota; Saccharomycetes; Saccharomycetales; Saccharomycetaceae
Source: the annotation of a GenBank genome assembly
AUGAGAGUAUUUGUAACGUGUGCGACAGCGGUAGCUUGGCUUUUGUCCGUGGUAGACGCCUUUUAUUUGCCGGGCGUGGCUCCUACCACUUAUCAUGAAGGUGACGAAAUUCCAUUGUUGGUGAACCAUCUAACGCCGUCCAUGUACUUCCAGCAUAAAGAUGAAAAUAAUAAGGACACUGGUGACAAGGAAUCGUUUUUAUAUUCUUAUGACUACUACUACGACAAGCUUCAUUUUUGCCGUCCCGAAAAACUGGAGAAGCAGAGGGAAUCUCUUGGAUCCAUCAUAUUCGGGGACAGAAUCUACAACUCUCCGUUCCAUAUCCAGAUGCUGAAAGAGCAAGAGUGUGUUCCCUUGUGUACACAGAAAAUUCCAGCCGAAGACGCCAAAUUCGUGAACAAACUGAUCUACAACGGUUUUUUCCAAAACUGGCUCAUUGACGGUCUUCCAGCAGCUCGUGUCUCCCACGACGGGAGAACUAACUCCGAUUUCUAUACACCUGGCUUUGAGCUUGGAUUGGUUGACGUGGGUGGUUCAAAACUGAGAAUGGGAGGCCAAGGUCAGGGUCAAACUGAACCUGAGUCUCAAGCGCACACCAAUCCAGUGAGCGAGAGCGACUUCCUCGACGAACCCUCUUCCAAGAAAUCCGGUCUCACAAAGAGAAAGAAUGUUGUCAACCCCGAAAAAAUGGUAAAGCAACUCGAAACGCCAUAUUUCGUAAACCAUUUCGACAUCCAAAUUGAGUACCACGAUCGCGGGAACGGAGACUACAGAGUGGUAGGUGUCACAGUCAACCCUGUCUCUAUAGACAGAGCAACCACUGAUUCCUGUGCUGUGACUGGCAAGCUAUUAGAACUAUCGGAAGAGCAAGAAACCGAGGUCAAUUUCUCGUACUCGGUGCACUUCGUGUCAUCGCCCACCGCAUGGGCUACUAGAUGGGAUAAGUACUUGCACGUUUAUGAUCCCAAGAUUCAGUGGUACUCACUAAUCAACUUUUCGCUCGUGGUGAUUCUGCUGUCCUCGGUAAUGAUCCACAGUCUGUAUCGUACUCUGAAGGACGAUUUGUCGCGCUACAACCAGCUAAACUUAGACGACGACUUCCAAGAGGAGACUGGCUGGAAGUUGGUUCAUGGUGAUGUUUUCCGCACUCCCUCGAGGUCCCUUUUGCUGUCGGUUCUCAUUGGCUCAGGUGCUCAACUAUUUUUGAUGGCUGCCUGCACAAUUGCGUUUGCUUUGUUCGGACUCUUGUCUCCAUCAUCGAGAGGGUCAUUAACUACCGUGAUGUUCAUCCUAUAUGCGCUUUUUGGUCUGUUCGGUUCUUAUACGUCUAUGGCCACUUACAAGUUUUUUGGAGGUCAGUACUGGAAAGUGAACAUGCUUUUGACGCCUUUGCUAGUUCCUGGUUCCAUUUUCUGUGUGAUGCUAGCAUUGAACUUCUUUUUGAUUUUCGUCGACUCCGCAGGUGCUCUUCCAUUCGGAACGAUGUGUGCCAUAGUCGCGCUAUGGUUUUUCUUUUCUCUGCCCCUGUCUGCUGUAGGGUCCUUUGUUGCUCGCAAGAAAUGCCAUUGGGAUGAACACCCCACCAAAACAAAACAAAUUCCCAGACAAAUACCUUUCCAGCCGUGGUAUCUUAAAACCAUUCCAGCUGCUCUAAUCGCAGGCAUUUUCCCAUUUGGCUCAAUUGCUGUGGAACUCUAUUUCAUAUACUCCAGUCUGUGGUUUAACAAAAUCUUCUACAUGUUUGGCUUUCUGUUCGUGUCAUUUUUAUUGUUGACUUUGACAACUUCCUUGGUUACCGUUCUGUUAACAUACUAUUCAUUGUGUCUGGAGAACUGGAAGUGGCAAUGGAGAGGCUUCUACAUUGGGGGUGUUGGUUGCGCCAGCUACAUAUUUGUGCAUUCCAUUCUCUUCACGAAAUUCAAAUUAGGUGGUUUGACUACGAUAGUUCUCUACUUGGGCUACUCUCUGUUGAUUUCGCUCUUAUCAUGCCUAAUCACAGGCACUAUUGGCUUCCUCAGCAGUCUGUGGUUUGUGAGAAGAAUCUACUCAUCUAUCAAAGUUGACUGA